UCACGGAGGUACGGCAUGCGGCGUCUGACGUCACCGCCUGGUCAGAGGAAGUCACCGAAGUCAUGGCGGGAACUGAUCUCAUCCAGCAACCAAAAGAAGGAAACAGCAACACCAGAAAUGACGUCAUCUAAAACAAACAACGCAGCACGUGAGAACGGUGGACGUAUGCGCAUGAUGUGUUCCUGGUUAUUUUGGCUGAUAGGUGUCGUCUGCAAGUUAGUUUUCAUGGCUUUUAUGACAUUGUUUCUCUGUGAAAUCGGCAUGCAGUUGAUUGAGAAACAAAAAAAGUGCAAUGAUGUGCCAAUGUCUCAACUCAAGAAUGAUCUGAAGAAUAGGGUGUAUGGCCAACACAUUGCAAAUGAGAUUAUUUCGAAAACUGUCGAGCAAUACCUAAAGAGGCCAAAGGGACACUUUUUUCUGAUGACGUUUCACGGAUGGACAGGCGUUGGAAAAAGUCACGUGACGAACAUCAUGGCGGAACACUUGAGUAGUCAUGACAACGGUAGGGCGACCUCCAUGAAUCUUUUGCUAAAGAACGGAAAACAAGAGGUGCUUGGGAUCGAAACACUGAAAGCUAGUAUCCUAGCCGGCGUGAAUGACUGUUUCGUGCAUUUGGUAGUAAUUGAGGAAAUGGAACUCGCCGAUGAAGCAAUUCAACGAAACGUCACAGGGGCGCUCAUGGAUUUGAAAAAGGCGCUCACUAAAAGAAAGCUGGUGGUUGUGGUUAUUACCCCCUCUGGAGGCAAGUUAAUCAACAGAAUUACUUACCAAGCUCUUACUGCCGGAAUAUUAAGGCGGGAAAUAAAGGCAAACGACAUCCUGCCACAUUUGCAUCAACUCCCGGAUCCUUGGUUCCAAGAAUUCACCAAAUAUGACCUGAUUGACCAAGUGGUUCCAUUUCUGCCCCUUGAGCGGCAGCACGUUUCAAAAUGCAUCGAAGAUGAACUGCGCAUGCGCAAGGAUGUAGACCGGAAGAGAUAUUAUCAAAUCAUCGAAAAGACCCAGCAGAAUUUGCAUUAUUUUCCCCAGAAUGAUCAACGUUUUGCUACAGCUGGAUGCAAGAAAAUUUCAUUGGCCAUAGAAAUGGCGGUAUGA
This is a messenger RNA of Lineus longissimus, 1095 nucleotides long. RefSeq names its product torsin-1A-like. Lineage: Eukaryota; Metazoa; Nemertea; Pilidiophora; Heteronemertea; Lineidae. The record is from RefSeq and is a predicted model, not a curated record. Gene Ontology annotation, molecular function: ATP hydrolysis activity; ATP binding. Bases 16 to 1095 code for a protein of 359 amino acids. The transcript has 3 exons.